Molecule: messenger RNA, 6374 nt
Organism: Pelodiscus sinensis (Chinese soft-shelled turtle)
Lineage: Eukaryota; Metazoa; Chordata; Testudines; Trionychidae
Gene: SLK
Product: STE20 like kinase
Biological process (GO): protein phosphorylation
Molecular function (GO): protein serine/threonine kinase activity; ATP binding; protein binding
Source: RefSeq, a predicted model, not a curated record
GCCGCGGACCUGACAGCCGCGCGGGUUGACCUGGUGGCCCGCAGGACCCAGCCCUCUGAAGCGUCGCGGGCAUCUCCUCCCUCCGGCCCGCCCCAAAGGCUUCUCGCGCGGGACAGCCCCCUCCCCGGCAAGAGACUUGGGAACCUUCCCCUCCCGGGAGGAGAGAGACGCCGCUCGGGGAGCUGAGCUGCUUCCCGCCCUCUGCGGGCUUCUCCUCAUUAAUUUUCAGCGCUUCUCUCUUCGAAAGGGGGGGGGGCACCAUGUCUUUCUUCAACUUUCGCAAAAUCUUUAAGCUCGGCUCCGAGAAGAAGAAGAAACAAUACGAGCACGUCAAGAGAGACUUGAACCCGGAGGAUUUCUGGGAGAUUAUAGGCGAGCUGGGAGACGGGGCUUUCGGGAAGGUCUUCAAGGCUCAGAACAAAGAAACCAAAGUCCUUGCUGCCGCAAAGGUGAUUGAUACUAAAUCUGAGGAAGAACUAGAAGAUUACAUGGUUGAGAUUGAUAUUCUGGCAUCAUGUGAUCAUCCAAAUAUUGUCAAGCUUCUAGAUGCUUUCUACUAUGAAAACAAUCUUUGGAUCCUGAUUGAAUUUUGUGCCGGCGGAGCAGUAGAUGCAGUAAUGUUGGAGCUUGAGAGGCCAUUAACAGAACCUCAGAUCAAAGUAGUUUGCAAGCAGACUUUGGAGGCACUGAACUACUUGCAUGAAAAUAAGAUCAUUCACAGAGAUCUAAAAGCUGGAAAUAUUCUUUUUACAUUGGAUGGAGACAUUAAACUAGCGGAUUUUGGCGUAUCUGCUAAAAACACCAGAACAAUACAGAGAAGAGAUUCUUUUAUUGGCACACCUUAUUGGAUGGCUCCUGAAGUGGUAAUGUGUGAGACCUCUAAAGACAGGCCUUAUGAUUAUAAAGCUGAUGUGUGGUCACUGGGCGUCACUUUAAUAGAAAUGGCUCAAAUAGAGCCCCCUCAUCAUGAGUUAAAUCCUAUGCGAGUGCUAUUGAAAAUAGCAAAAUCUGAUCCACCUACAUUGGCACAGCCUUCAAAAUGGUCUUCAGAUUUUAAAGAUUUUCUAAGGAAAUGUUUGGAAAAGAAUAUAGAUGCCAGAUGGAAUACUGCUCAACUUCUGCAGCAUCCAUUUGUUACUGUCACUUCUAAUAAACCAGUCAGAGAGUUGAUUGCAGAGGCAAAGGCUGAAGUAACAGAAGAAGUUGAGGAUGGUAAAGAUGAAGAUGAAGAGGAGGAAACAGAAAAUUCUCUGCAAUUACCAACAAACAAGCGUGCCUCCUCUGACCUUAGCAUUGCCAGCUCUGAAGAAGAUAAACUUUCACAGAAUGCUUCUAUUCUGGAAUCUGUUUCUGAGAAAACAGAACAUAAUGCAGCUGAGGAGAACAUCAGUAUAUUUCCUGAUGAUAAAACAACUGCUGGCAAACCCAAGACAAUUAAAGAUGCGGAAAUUAUUGACAGUGUGUCCGAUACAACUUUUGGAGAUGAUAGAAAUGUGCAGAAUGGGUCUGUAUUAAUUGAGGGAGAUGAGCAAGAGAAAAGAUCAGGACUUGAAAAGAAUACUCAAAAAGUAGAGAAAGUAAAUGAAGACACAGGAUCACAGACAGAAAGAAAAGAAGUUGAUACAGUGACAUUAGAAACAAAUGAUAAACACAGUAUAAAAACAGAGGAAAGAACUGCCACGGAAAAUGAACAGACAGAUGAAAAUAAACUGAAAACACCUGAAAUUGAAGAUGUCAGUGCUCAAACUACACAAGUGAUAUCUAAAGAGAAUGGGGAGAAAGAGGAGAAAGAAAGCAGAACAGAUCUCCAUGAAAAUAAUAAUGAAGAAACAACUACAGAAAAAAUUACAGAGCAAAAAGGUGAUGGCAAAUCUGAAGAAGUUCAGGAAGUUGAGAUGACAGGUAGCACUAAUGAAACUCUGGUUAAAGGUGAAGAGAAAAUGGCUGAUAUAGAUCAGGAACCAAUAAAAAAUGCAGUUGAUGUUGCUCAAGAGACAGGCAGCACUAGUGAAAGUCAGAUCAGUAAUAGAGAGAAAAUACCCGAGAAAGUCCAGAAGCUAAUGGAAAGUAGAACCGAGCAUGUUCAUGAGACAGGCAGCUCUGAAGAAACUCAGAUUAAACAUGAAGAUAAAGUCACCAAUAUAGAUCAGAAAUUAGUAGAAAGUGAAAAUGAAGAUGUUCAUAAAAUAAGCAGCACAGAGGAAACUGAGGUCAAGAAUUCAGGAAAAGUGGCUGUGACAGACCAGAAGCCAGUACCAAGCAAGACUGAGAAUAUUCAUGAGACAAAUAGCGCAGAAGGAAUUCCUACUGAAAGUGUGGAUAAAGUGGUUGAGCAUGAUCAAAAUUCAGAAACAAAUGGACCUGAGGACACCCAGAACAACAUUGAGUUAAAUGCAGAGAAUUCACAAGUUCCGUGUGAUGCACCACUUAAAAACAGGCUUCAAGAUCCUGCAGUUGAACAGCCUUCUGAUUCUGAACUCACUCCAAUACCUAUGAUUAGUGUUAGCACUGAAGAAGAUGAGGAAAAAGUUAAAAUGGGUAAUCAAGUCAUUGCUGAAACAUUACAGCAGCUAGAACCUGAGACUCUAAAGGAAAAUGAUGCAGAUUCAGGCACUGGUUCUGCAACUGAUAAUAGCAUUGAUUUGAACUUAUCCAUCUCUAGCUUCUUCAGUAAAAACAAGGAUAGUGGAUCAAUAUCUUUACAAGAAACAAGAAGACACAAGAAAACACUGAAGAAAACGCGCAAAUUUGUAGUUGAUGGAGUAGAAGUGAGUGUGACAACAUCAAAAAUAGUUACAGAAAACGAUUCAAAAAGUGAAGAAUUGAGAUUUCUUCGACGUCAAGAGCUGCGGGAGCUAAGACUUCUUCAAAAAGAAGAGCAGAGAGCUCAACAGCAGCUCAGUAAUAAACUCCUACAACAAAGAGAACAGAUGUUCCGACGCUUUGAACAGGAAAUGACAAGUAAAAAGCGGCAGUAUGAUCAAGAGAUUGAAAAUCUAGAAAAGCAGCAAAAACAGACAAUCGAACGUUUGGAGCAGGAGCACACAAAUCGUUUACGAGAUGAAGCAAAACGUAUCAAAGCAGAACAGGAGAAGGAAUUGUCCAAAUUCCAGAGCAUGUUGAAAAACAGAAAAAAAGAGGUUUUUAAUGAAGUGGAGAAAGCACCAAAAGAGCUGAGAAAAGAGCUCAUGAAACGCAAGAAAGAGGAGCUUGCGCAAACCCAGCAUGCUCAGGAACAAGAAUUUGUGCAGAAGCAGCAACAAGAAUUGGAUGCAUCUCUUAAAAAAAUCAUCCAGCAGCAAAAAACAGAGCUAGCCAGUAUUGAGCGAGACUGCCUGAAUAACAAGCAGCAGCUUAUGAGAGCUCGGGAAGCUGCAAUCUGGGAGCUGGAAGAGCGACAUUUACAGGAAAAACACCAGCUUCUCAAACAGCAGUUGAAAGAUCAGUACUUCAUGCAGAGACAUCAGCUACUUAAGAGGCAUGAGAAAGAAACAGAACAGAUGCAACGAUAUAAUCAACGGCUUAUUGAGGAGUUAAAGAACAGGCAUACUCAGGAAAGAGCAAGACUGCCCAAAAUCCAGCGAGGGGAAGCAAAGACUCGAAUGGCUAUGUUUAAGAAAAGUUUAAGAAUUAACUCAUCAAGCACUCCAGAACAGGAUCGGGAGAAGAUUAAACAGUUUGCUACUCAAGAAGAAAAGAGGCAGAAAAAUGAGAGGUUGGCUCAACAUCAAAAACAUGAAAAUCAAAUGCGGGACCUUCAGUUGCAGUGUGAAGCAAACAUCAGAGAACUGCACCAAUUACAGAAUGAAAAAUGCCAUCUACUAGUUGAACAUGAGACUCAGAAACUAAAAGAGUUAGAUGAAGAACACAGCCAAGAACUGAAGGAAUGGAGAGAGAAACUAAGACCAAGAAAAAAGACACUGGAAGAGGAAUUUGCUAGGAAACUUCAAGAACAGGAAGUUUUCUUUAAAAUGACUGGAGAGUCUGAAUGCCUUAACCCUUCAACACAGAGCCGGAUUUCCAAAUUCUAUCCAAUCCCUAGCCUGCACUCCACUGGAUCGUAACUAGGAACUUCUGUAGAUUUUCUUAUUUGGAAUUCUCAUAUCUCCAGCUUCUGCCACAGUAGAAUUUACAAACUACAUCAGAGGAUCUCAGUGCUUCUAAGUUUCAGUGGAGACAAUCAACUGUCACUGUCAAGAUUUUCCUUUUUGUUUCUGAUGGGGAGAAGACGAAAUAGAAGAACAGACAUUGAUCUGCAAUGAUAAUAUGAUGUCAUCGUUCAGAUGUUUCAAGAAGAAUUUUUUUCUUUAUAAAUCUGUUUCAGAAAUGUUGUCUACUGUUUUGACAUUAAGCAAAUAAGCCUACAAUGUUAGAUAUAGUCAUUAAGGUCACAAAAAGAAACUGUUACACAAGUUAUAUGAACAAUGCAAUAUUAUUACCUUUUAUUAACACUGAUUUAUCCACCGCAGAAUUUCACAACUGAAUCUGUGCUGUAAAGAGUUUAAAAGUUUUGUGUUAUUGAGAGAGUCAUUCUUAACCUGGGGCAGAAAUAUUUCUUCAAAGUGUAUUGUUGAAUUAGAAGAAAAAGAGCCUCAACAUAAUUAGUUACAGCAAAUGCCUUUAAACAUUUAAAAAUAAAUCUUCUGGCAUCAUAACUCAAGCAACCAAACCUCCAUUACAUGUUUUGUACAUUAAAAUCCAUGAUGAAAUGGGGUGCUAGUUUCAUUAAUCCAGUGCCUGAGAUACUUAUUAAUCUUUGCAAUAGGAUAGGCUUUUAUUGUUGUUUUAAAAAAAAAAACCUUCUUAGUAUUGGUUACUGUAAAAAAAAAUCUUGCUGCUACUGCCAUUUUUGUCAUAAUUCCUCACCCUAAAAUAUUUUGCACUAAAAUAUGUAAAGGUGAAAAACCGCUAACUUUAAAAUGCACAAGUUAUUAUUUUCUUUACACAUCAGAGGUAUUUACUUCUACAAAAUGAAGUAAAAACUAUAGAAUGUAUUUUCAAAGUAUAAUGUGCAUUUGCACAUUGUUUCUCUAACAUACUUGGACUGGGUAGAUGAAUCCUUCUGUUUUUACCAAAGUCUCUUCAUUUGAAACUCCAUCAGAGAAGUGGAAGUGGCUGGUCAUAUUUAUGAACUAAUUGCCGAUAUCUGAUAUGAAUAGAAAUAUUUUGAAAUUUUUGUUUGUCAAUUUAAGUUAAAUAUGUAGACAAACUACUUUACAGAUAUGUAUGUGUUUGGGUUGGGGUUUUUUUGCCACAUAAUAAUUAACGUGUUAUGAUUUUUAUUUUUCAAGUUCAUACGUGUACUGUGGGUUAUUUACUUGAUUGAUUUGCAGUGGGAAGAAAAAUCUGAAAUGUUUAUCUUGUACCCGGUGAGGAAAAGGAAAAGUAGACUUGGAGGUUUAGAAUUUUGAGUCAUAUCAAGACAGUAUUAUAAACUGUACAUUGGUAUGCCAAAGUUAAAUUUGUAAAAUAAUGUUUGGUUUGUCAUUUGAGAUGAUCUUUUAGUAUCUUUGUAAAAGUUCUUUUAUUUUUGUUUGUUUGAUGCAAGCUAGCAAAAGAAAUGAGACUGCUGAACAUAUAAUGUUCAUUUCAUGGGAACAGUGAUGCAUGUGAAAGAACUGAUUAUAAAUUAAUGUAGAAUUUUAAUUAGCCUUGGUUGAAAUCUUGGAUGCUGAACUUUUAGCCUGUUAGUGCAGACAAUUUAAAUUAACAGCACAGUAAAGAUAAUUGAGAAAUGCAUGUUUUUGCUUAAAUUUUGUAACAUUUUUGAUAAGCAUAACUUACUCUGAAAAUUACUUUAUAGCUAGCCUUAAUUUCUGGCAUUUUAUUAUAUAAAUAUGUAUUGUGUACUGGAUGUAAAUUCACAUACCAUAUCAUACUAGAAUGUUAUAUGUCGCUAUUUGCAAAAUUCUGUAAUAUGUUUAUUUUAAAAUGCUAGGGUGAAAAAUGUCUUUGAAGGCCUCUACUUUUUAAGCUACAUCUUUAUAAAAUGACUAGAACUAAAUAUAAUAUUAAAUAGUGUUUAUAUCGCUAUAGUCACCAGAACAAUGUGUGAAAAACGGUUGCAAAGUACAUUUAGUGUUUAAUUUUUUGUGAGGGCGUCAGGCAGAUUUUCCCUAUCCAAACUAUGCUUUCACCUCAUUCACAAUGUUUACUCGCUUCCCAGGCAGGGUAUAUUUUUUUCUCCUCACACUCCCAUCAUUUUUGGUUAUUUGAAUUAUCUUUUGCUAAUCUGUUUUAUGACGCACUAUAUAUCUUGUUCUGCAUUUGUAAGACUUUUUAUUUGACUUCCACUACCUUCCUCAAUAAUCUCUGUAACCUUAUCCCUUCAGAAGUUGGAUAAACUAAUUUAUUAAAAGAAUACAGGAAGGGAA